Messenger RNA from Auanema sp. JU1783, 1518 nucleotides. The record is from the annotation of a GenBank genome assembly. NCBI's taxonomy places the organism in Eukaryota, Metazoa, Nematoda, Chromadorea, Rhabditida, Rhabditidae.
AUGGAUGUUCUUAACAAAGAUUGCUUGCAACAUAUUUUCCUCAACCUCGAUUUCAUCGAUAGAGUAAAAUUGGAGAAUGUUUGUAAGGCAUGGUAUUCUGUUCUCCAGUUGCAAUCCACAUUUUCUGACACAAAACAACUGGAUAUCUCGAAAUUCUUGACAACAUCUUCGACUGAAUACUAUCCACAGGUAGUCGUUCUCAAUUUCAACCAUGUAAUGGAAACUUCAUUUCAGGAAAGUCUGAACUUCGUACCCACAGUGUUAGGAGUCAUAGAAAGAUGUGGGAAGUAUGUGAGAGAAAUAACUUUUGGGCAGCGAUGGCUCAAAAUAUCACAGCCUGUCAUUGACUGCAUAGCAGUAAACUGUCCCAGACUACGAGUUAUUGAUUUUGGAGCAACAAUUUUGAAUGCUGAUUUGGAGCCCUUACUGGAAAACGUAGCAGAUCAUUUAGAAGAACUAUCCCUUGAAGAAACGUCUUGGGUGGAUAUAGAAAACGGACGGAAGAUCCAGUUAUUUUUCAAGAGGAUGAAGAAAUUGAAAAAACUAAAUCUCAGAUCUGCCAUGUUUAUGCUGGACAGGAUAGACGAGAUCCCUCCACAAUUAGAAGAACUGAGUAUCAGCGGAGCGCACCGUAUCCCACCCGAGACGUUUGAGAACUUCUUGGAAAAACAGAAACAUUUGAGAAUUUUGGAUUUAUCUCCGAUCCCAGCCCUCUCUGAAGGGGUACUGGACUCAAUCGGAAAUUUACCUUCACUCCAGAAGUUUAAUAUAGGCUUCAGUGAUCAGAUUCUCUUCGACUAUGAUCCGUUGAUGAGACUGACUCAUUUAACGGAAUUACGUUUAGUGAGCAUCGCUGGAUUGACAGAAACUUGUCUCCACUUGGUUUUAUCUUGUCUUCCUCAACUGCAAGCACUUUCAAUCAAAAAAUGCACAAACAUUAGAGAAUAUACAGCCCUCGGAUUUUGUAAACAGCUCACUGAGCUGGAAAUAGCCGAUACAAUCUCAUUAUCGGACGAAGAUCACUACAGAUUAUGUACGUAUGGAAAGUUGAAACAGCUUACAUUCAUAAACUGUUUCAAUAUUUCAACCAGAGGAGUUAACAGCGCUCUGACAAGAUGCCAACUAGAAUCGAUAACAAUAAACCGAUGUUCGCUAGUUACUGAUGAAAUGAUGUACAUGCUGGCAUCUACACAAAGAGAAAUAAAAAAUGUCUCUUUGCAAGGCUGCAGUGGAAUAACAAGCAAAGGCGUAUCAGCUCUGGCGUGGCUUCGUAAUGUACUAGAACUCAGAGAAAUCGAUGUGUCUCGAAAUAAGAACGUGAAUGAUGCGGUUGUCUUGAAUCUCCACAAUGCUCUAACCAUGGCAUAUAGACGCAAAGAAGGCCACAUAAAUGGAGCCUUCGAUGAGGACAGCAUAUGUCAACAAGAGGAUCGAAGGAAACUGCUGAUGUACAUAAGUGAAACAAGUAUCUCUCAUGAGGUGCAGAAGGAAGUGGAAGACUUACUCAUCUUAUCCUAG